Molecule: messenger RNA, 809 nt
Organism: Hibiscus syriacus
Lineage: Eukaryota; Viridiplantae; Streptophyta; Magnoliopsida; Malvales; Malvaceae
Product: auxin-responsive protein SAUR50-like
Exons: 1
Coding region: 180-533 (117 amino acids)
Biological process (GO): response to auxin
Source: RefSeq, a predicted model, not a curated record
UAUCACUAAUACAUAAAAACCUACCAAUCCUCUUAGGCCUUAGCUACCAUCAUAUCAACCAUUUAAUGACCUGUCUCUAUCUCUAUUUCUUUCAGUUCCACCACCCAAAUCUUCAUUUCAGAUUAUAUGCAAGUUCUUUUUCCUCCCAUCUACUGUCUAUGUUGGCAUAUUACUAGAAAAUGAAGGGGAAAUUUGUAAAGGCAUGCAUUACCAAAUGGAGGAGGAUGGGGAGUAAAGUCAUACCUUGUAGCAGUUGUGAAUUCUGUUCUGAGUGGGCAAAGUGGCCUAGUUCAAUGCAUGAAGAGGGCUCAAUCCCAAGAGAUGUACCGAAAGGUCACUUAGUAGUAUAUGUUGGUGAAAACCAUAAGAGGUUUGUGAUUAAACUCAGCAUGCUCAAGCACCCACUGUUCAAAGCAUUGCUAGAUCGAGCUCAGGAAGAAUAUGAUUUUACCACCGACUCCAAACUCUGCAUUCCUUGUGAUGAAAGCCACUUCCUCGAUGUUGAUCGCUGUGCUAGCUCUCCUCAAGAUUGAUUACUCUCCCGGAAUCUAAAGGAAUUUAUGCUAGAAACUUGAUUGAUUCACAAGGUUAGGUUUCGAGUCUAGUAAUGAUAAUAUAGAGUAUAUUGAGUGGAAUUUUGUAACAUAAAUUCUGUAGCCUAUAAAUAUAACUUCAUUGGAAAAUAUUGUCUUCCAGUUUGCACUAUUGUAAGAUCUGUUUCUAAGGGCCUCAGCCGCUAAGCCAUGUGAAAGCUCUCGUGCCAAAAUAGAACCCAGUUAAACACACAGUACGACGCCAGAUCAACACUG